This is a messenger RNA of Salvelinus sp. IW2-2015, 2862 nucleotides long. Lineage: Eukaryota; Metazoa; Chordata; Actinopteri; Salmoniformes; Salmonidae. The record is from RefSeq and is a predicted model, not a curated record.
AUGGCGGAGAUGCAGCCAUCAUGCUCAGACAACGUCCAGCCUCCGGCMCAGAAAAGUACCCACAAACCGGCCACCAGUACCCCAGCAGGAACACAGAACCGCCUAACCAGUACCCAACAGAACCGGUCCCCCAGUACCCCAACAGGAACCUGUCCUCCAGACCCAACAGAACACAAACCGGUCCUCCAGUGCCCCAACAGAAACCCGUCCUCCAAUACAGCCCAACAGAACCGGCCUCCAGUACCCCAACAGAACCGUCCUCCAAGACCCCAGCACAAACACCCAAGAACCGGUCCUCCCAGUACCACAACUAGAACCGCGUCCUCCAGUACCACAACAGAAACGGUCCUCCAGUAUCCCAACAGAACACAUAACCCCGGUCCUCCAGUACCCAAACAGAGAACGGUCCUCCAGAUCCCAACAGAACACAAGAACCGGUCCUCAGUAACCCCCGACAGAACACAUUACCCGGUCCUCCAGGUAGCCAAACCAGAAACACCAAAACGGUCCCCUCCCCAGACCCCGACAAGAACCCGGUCCUCCAUACCACCCAGAAAACAUAACCCCGGUCCCUCCAGUACCAACAGAAACACAAGACACCGGUCCUCCAGUACCCAAAACCCAGACCCGCGCUCCAGUACCCCAACAGACCCACCCAGAACGCGCUCCCUCCAGUACACCCACAAAACCACCAGAACCGGUCCUCCAUACCCCAACCAGAAACACAGAACCUUCUCCAGUACCCAACAAGAACACAGAACCGGUCCUCCAACCCCCAACAGAACCGGUCCUCCAUACCCCAACAGAAUACAGAAAAAACCGGUCCUCCAAUACCCCAACAGAACGCCACCAGUACCCCAACAGAACACAGAAAACUGGUCCUCCAUACCCCCAACAGAACCGGUCCUCCAGUACCCCACAGAACACAAAGAACCGUCCCCAAUACCCAAAAGCAGAACCGCGGUCCACCAGUACACAACAGAACACAGAACUGGUCCUCCAGUACCCCAACAGAACACAGAACCGGUCCUCCAUACCCCAACAGAACCGGUCCUCAGAUACCCCAAACAGAAACUGGUCCUCCAGCUACCCCAACCAGAACACAGAACGGUCCCCCAGUCACCCCAACCAGAAACCGGAGCACCAGUACCCCCAACAGAACACAAGAAACCGCCGUCCUCCAGUACCCCAACAGAACGGUCCUCCAGUUACCAGCACAGCAACACAAACCGGUCCUCCCAAACCCAACAGAACCGGUCCUCCAACUACCCCAACAGAACACAGAACCGGUCCUCAAUACCCCGACAGAACCGCGUCCUCCAAUACCCCAACAAGAACCCCGGUCCUUCCCCAGUACCCCAACAGAACACUGAAACCGCGCCUCCAGUACGCCCAAACCAGAAACACAGAACCGGUCGCCAAUACCCCAAAAAUAACCGGUCCUCCAGUACCACACAUAACACAGAACCGGUCCUCCAGUACCCCAACAGAAAACUGGUCUCCCAAGUACCACAACAGAAACAGAACCGGUACUCCAGUACCCCAACAUCAACUGCACGUCCUCCAGUACCACAACAGAACACCAGAAACCGUAAUCCAGUACCCCAACAGAACCGGCCUCCAAUACCCCAACAGAAAUUCUCCAGUAUACCCCCAAUAGAACACAGAACCAGUCCUCCUAGUACCCAACAGAACACAGAACUGGUCCUCCAGUACCCCAACAGAACCGUCCUCCAAUACCCCAAACAGAACCGGUCCUCCAGUACCCAACAGAACCGGUCCUCAACAGUAACCAACAGAACCGGUCCUCCAGUACCCCAAACAGAACCCGUCCUCCAGUACCACCAAAUCAGAACACAGAACAUGGUCCUUCAGUACGCACCAACAGAACACCGAACCAGUCUCUCACGUCACCCCAACCAGAACACAGGAACUGGUCAUCCAGUACCACACAAGAACCGGUCCUCCAAUACCCCAACAAACCAGUCCUCCAGUACCCCAAACAGGAACACAAACCAGUCCUCCAGUACGCCCAACAGAACCGGUCCUCCAGGUACCCAACAGAACCGGUCCUCCAGUUACCCCAACAGAACCGGUCUCCAGUACCCAACAGAAUACAGAACCGUCCUCCCAGACCCCCACAGAACACAAACUGGUCCUCCAGUACCCCAACAGAACCGCGUCCUCCAGUACCACAAGCAGAACCGUCCUCCCAAUACCCCACACACGAAACCGGUCCGCCAGACCCCAACAGAAAUACAGAACCGCGUCCUCCAGUCACCCAACCCCAGAACACAGAAACGCGUCUCCUCCAACCCCAACAGAACACAUAACUGGUCCCCCAUACCCCAAACCAGACAUCCGGUCCUUCCAUACCCCAAACAGAACCCGGUCCACCAGGUACCCCAGCAGAAGCAACAGAACCCGCGUCCUCCAGUACCCCAAAACCGCGUUCCCCCACUACCCCCAACAGAACCGGCCUCCAUACCCAACAGAACACAGAACCCGGUCCUCCAGUGCCCCCAACAGAACCGGUCCCUCCAAUACCCCAACACGCAACCGGUCCUCCCAGUACCCCAACAGAAUCCGGCCUCCCAGUACCCCAGCAAACCACAAAAACCGGUGCCUCCAGUACCACCAACAGAACCGGUCCUCCAGUACCACAACAGAAACGGUCCUCCAGUAUCCCCAACAGAAACACAUAACCGGUUCCUCGUACCCCACACAGAAACACCGGUCCUCCCAGGCCUAUCCCCAACCAGACACAACCAGACCCCGUCCUCCAGUCUAACCCCCGACAGCCAGAACACGAUUACCGUCCUCCAGUACCCAACAGAACACAAAACCGCGUCCUCCGAGUAA